Molecule: messenger RNA, 982 nt
Organism: Hypoxylon fragiforme
Lineage: Eukaryota; Fungi; Ascomycota; Sordariomycetes; Xylariales; Hypoxylaceae
Exons: 2
Source: RefSeq, a predicted model, not a curated record
GGGGGGGAGGGCUGGUUUUGAUAUAAGGGAUGGUGCCGUCAACACACGUCUGGUUGUGCACAUUUAUCUAUUAUCUACAUAUAUACCUAUCUGACAUACCUAAUACACACAAUUUGAACAUACUAUUUGUAUACCUAUCCACCUGACCUAUCCUAACCCAAUACCUACCUACCCAACCCAACAACAAGUCCCGUCGAAUAUAAUGAACACACCCCACCUCCUCACCCUCCUCCCCCGCAUCCCCAUCCCCAUCCCCAAAGGCGGCGGACGGGGCGGAGGAAGCAGAGGCGGCUACCGAGGCGGCGGCGGCGGUGGCGGCGGUAGUGGUAGCAGCGGCUUGCCAUGGUGGGCCAUACUCCUGAUAACCUGCGGCGUGCUAUGGAUUUGCGGGUUCAUUUACCUAUUCUGCCGCUUCGUAUCGCAGUCCGCCGAACAACGCGCCCGCCAAACCCGCGGCGCCCGCCCCAGCCUCUGGAAAUCCCACCUCGGGGACCCGGCAUGGAGAGCAUUCAAGUACAUGACCUUGAUCCAGGCGGUGACGUGGACGUGUCGGAAGCUGGGGGGUGUUGCGCGAGCGCAGAAGAUAGCUGUGGGAGAGAAGAACGCAGUGAAAAAGACGGGAAAGGCGGAAGGGGGGGAGGAAAAGAUGAAGACGAAAAAAAUGGGCGGGUCUUUUUACCAAAAGCUUGGGGAUGAGGAACAGGGCUUCGGUGCCGGUGCCGGUGUUGUCGGGACGGAUGACGAAGCCGGGUCACAUAUGAAGACGACAGCCAAACCUGCCGGUAGUUAGGAAAAAGGCAGCAGUGGUAGUAGGGGGCAAGCGAUGAUGAUAUGAAAUGACUGUUUGUACAUGAUUUUUUUUAUAUCCUUUAGAAGCGGCCGGAGUUGCUAGGGAGGAUAAAAUACCACCUACCUUGAUACCGACCUGGUACAUAGGUAUAAGAUAAGCGCACUUGAAGAUAGUAGAACCAUCAAUGAUACC